AAGCUUUUAUAGAAACCUCAAUCUUCCUUUAGGAAUUUGAUAGGGCUGCACCUUUUUGAAAAGGUCAAACGAAGGAAAACAUGCCCUUUGGUCCGCCACCGGCCACCCUUUCCCUUUAAGAAGAAACCGAUGUCUGAAUCCUCACUUUCCUCUGACUUACUAAAUUUUCAAUCUUUAACUAUCUCUAACUGACCGACAUUUCCCCGAAGCGGAAGCGGUGAUUUUCCGGCGAAUGGACUUUUUGCCGAAGAUUUGGCCGGAAUCCUUCCCUUCUCAGCUCCACCUGCUGGAUUUCUCCUCAUUUUGUGAUUGUUUGGUUAAGGAGCUGGUCUAGCCUUGCGCAAGGGCUGGAAUAGAGGAGGGAAAACGCAGAUGCGUAAUGAACGGUCAGAUGAGAAUGGUGGCACUUGUGGGAAUGUUGCGGAUCUGGCACGUGUGGAGCUGGAGAGAGUUCAGGUCACUUCUGGUGUAGAGGUCUCAGUUUCAGAGGCCUCAACACCUGCAGCAGUUAAUAUUUUGAUAUCAGGUGGAGGAGAUUCUCAUAAUAACCAGUUGGAAACUAUUGCUAUUGUGAAGUUGGACAUUUGUAAGGAUGAAAAGGAUGAGAAAUCACCAAAAAAGGUCGCCCACUCGAGAAGCCAGAGCUAUGGUGAGCAGUGCAGGGUGUGUCAGCAGCCAUCAGAUGAAGCCCUGAUGGAACUGGGUUGCCGAUGCCGAGGUGAACUCGCAAAGGCUCAUAAAUCCUGCAUAGAGUUAUGGUUUCGUACUAGAGGUUCCAACAGAUGCGAGAUAUGCCAGCAGGUUGCGGUAAAUGUUCCCCCUCCAGAUUCGCAACCCACGGACAUCCACCGGAACAUGGUUGUUGCAUGGUAUUUACUUUCCAUUUUCUCAGAUUUCUCAUUGAUAUUUGCCUUAGUUUUAUGUUUGUGUAACAGCCCAAUUAUUGGGUUUGGAGGAUUGAUCCACGUGGAGGACCAGAUUCUGGACAGAGAGGCCGUCAAAGGGGAUGCUUCAAUCCACUUUGGAUUGCAUUCUCAAUUCUCAUCGGAGGACUUCUACUUGAUGUGCUGAUAUCCAUCUCCCUUGGUAUCUCUGCUCUGCCAGUGAACAUAAUAAUUGGUGUUUUGGUUGUGCUUGGACUUGGAACUGCGCUUCGUCUUGCACUGGAAUGCUGCCAUGAAUGGAGCAUACGGAGGUCCAUAGAAAGGGCAGAAUCAAAUUUAAAUGUAAAUCCUGUUUACCCUCCUGUGGUGUAGUUUGUAUAUAUAAGUCUGAGGCAAAAUGGAAUAUUUAUUUGUUUUUUCAUUUGUUUUUCUCUGUAAAGGAAGAAACGUUCACGUAAUUUGUUGUAAUAUGUAAUUCUGUCAGAUUAAGAAAGCAAUCAAAUGUAUUUUAUGUU
Molecule: messenger RNA, 1399 nt
Organism: Amborella trichopoda
Lineage: Eukaryota; Viridiplantae; Streptophyta; Magnoliopsida; Amborellales; Amborellaceae
Product: RING/U-box superfamily protein
Molecular function (GO): zinc ion binding
Source: RefSeq, a predicted model, not a curated record